This is a messenger RNA of Cladocopium goreaui, 354 nucleotides long. NCBI's taxonomy places the organism in Eukaryota, Dinophyceae, Suessiales, Symbiodiniaceae. The record is from the annotation of a GenBank genome assembly.
AUGUCCAUCCUGGGAACGUCCUUCAACAUGGAGCUGGCGGGCAGAAAUGCUGGAAGCAUGUUUGGGCCUGGGAUCUACAUGGCCGAGUCGUCUGUUAAAGCAGAUGAAUACGCCAGAGACGAUACCAGUGGGUCCUACGCAGGCCUCUUCGCGGUACUCUUCUGCCGCACCCUGGUGGGUCGUGCGCUGCAAGUAACGGAUCCAGCAGACUAUGGUCCGUUGGUCACUGCGGGCGACUUCCACUCGGUGGUGGGGGACCGCGAGAAGGCGGUGGGGACGUUUCGUGAAUUUGUCUUCUUCCAUGAAGAGUCCAUCUACCCGGAAUUUGCCGUUUUUUACCGCCGAGAGAUGUAG